GUGUGCGACGGCAACCGGGACUUCGCCGAGCAGAGCCGCGCAAUGACAACAAAUUUAAAACAAGCUUUAAAAUCCCACUUCGGGUUCGACAACUUUAGGUCAAAGAUACAGGAAGAUGUCGUCAAAGCUGUCACUAGAGGUGACAGGGACGUGUUUGUGUGUAUGCCCACCGGAGCAGGGAAGUCUCUGUGCUAUCAGCUCCCUGCAGUGCUGGCUGAGGGCAUUACUCUGGUUAUCUCCCCUCUGAUCGCUCUCAUUCAGGACCAAGUGGAUCGUCUGAAGGAGCUCAACAUUCCCGCCUGCUCCAUCAACUCCAAGCUCUCAGCCAGCGAGCGCCAUCUGAUCCUGGCCGACCUGAAAAGCCGCAGCCCGAAGCUGAAGCUCCUCUACAUCACUCCGGAGAUGUUGGCGUCGCCCUUGUUCCAGCCCUGCCUCACAGACCUGUGUUCCCGCGGUCUGCUGUCCUACAUGGCCGUGGACGAGGCCCACUGCGUCUCCCAGUGGGGACACAAUUUCAGACCGGACUACCUGAAACUGGGCGAGCUGCGGGCUCGCCUAACGGGAGUUCCCUGUCUGGCUUUGACGGCAACAGCGCCCAGAAACAUACAAGAAGACAUCGUUCAGUGCUUGAGGCUGAGCUCGCCACUGUCCUUCCUUACGCCCGUUUUCCGCAGCAACUUGCACUACGAUGUGGUGUUUCGGAAUCUGCUGCCGAACCCUUACGCCCACCUCCACGCCUUCAUCCAAAAAGCACUAUCCAUGGGGAUAGGACCCCAUGGACAGCAGGGCUGUGGGAUUGUUUACUGUCGGACCAGGGAUGACUGUGAAACCGUCGCUCACCAGCUGACGAAGCUUGGAGUCCUGGCCAAGCCGUAUCACGCAGGUUUAAAGACAGGAGAUCGCACAGAGGUGCAGAAGGAGUGGAUGCAGGGGAGGGUGCUGGUCAUUGUGGCGACCAUCAGCUUUGGUAUGGGGGUGGAUAAGGCGAAUGUCAGGUUUGUCGUCCACUGGAACCUCGCCAAGUCUCUGGCCAGUUACUACCAAGAGUCGGGGCGAGCGGGCCGAGACGGUCUGCCCUCCUUGUGUCGCACGUACUACUCCCCGAAGGACAAGGAGCAGAUUCACUACCUCAUCUGCCAGGAGGUCGUCCGCAGACAGGAAAAAAGAGGUUCUGUAAAAGAGGUGGACAAAGUGGCCAUCACAGACUUUGAAGCCAUGGUGUCGUUUUGUACACAAGAGAGCUGUCGCCACGCCACCAUCUCCAAGUUUUUCGGAGACAAGACGCCGAACUGCGCCGGCGCCUGCGACUUCUGCCGGAACCCUCGAGGUGUCCGAGCCCAGCUGGAAAAAGCGGCCACGCUCAGCCUCAGGACCAAAGCAGCUGACAGCACCGAGGCCACAGGCCCGUUUGGGUUCCAGCCGGGCUUAUACGAAGGAGGGAAGAGAGGCUACGGCUUCGAAAGGCAGGACGAGCUCCUCGAGGGAGGAAGUGGUGACGAUGAAACCAGAAAGAGGAAAAGGGAGUUUUCGGACCUCUUCAAGAAGCAGAUGAACCUCAGGAAGGGCUCCAGCAGUCAGACGGAGGAGUUUUCUCCACCAGGCGCCAACUGCUUGCUCAGAGAGGCCAGCAGCCAGAGGAUCCCCAGGCUCACCGUGAAGGCCCGAGAGCACUGUUUGUACCUCCUGCAGGAUGCUCUGCAAGCCCACCAGGAGGCAGCAGAUACAUAUAACUGUGACAGUCUGACGUUAGCAGUGGACUUUGAACAUGACGUCUUCAAAAGCAGCAAGUCCUCCAACUUAUACAAAGCUGCUAUCCUAAAGAAGGCGUGUGAGAUAAAAGCUGCACCUGAGUCAGUGAGGGGAGACCAGCGACGAGGCAGCUGUGAUUCAAGAGAAGCUGAGACAGAACUCCCAGAAGAUGGACCUUCUUCUUUAUAUCCUGAGGAGCUGCGGGGGUUCACCUCUGCUUCUGAGAUGUACUCCAUGAAGCGGAAAAGAGUGGGAGCAGGGCAGAGGGGCUCCUCCGACCAUUUCCUCAGUGCCAAAGAUCUCCUGAAGCCCACCAUGUCGGAGCCAGGUUCCAAGAAACAGACCAAAAAUGAGAGAUAUUUCGUUGACCGCACAGAGGAAUCACAUGCCGAAGGGAUCUGGGAGAGAAUAAAAGAGGCAACGACGGAAACAACACCUGCUGUGUCAUCAUCGAUCAGAGCCAGAGCCUCAGCUGUCGGCAUUUCUCAGAACAGCCCAACGAAAGGAGGAAGAGCCGUGAACAAGAAGCAGCAGAAGCUGGCAGAAGCUGCAAAGACUUCUCGCAACAUUUCCCACUACUUUACAAACAAACAAAGAGUGGAGGAGAGCUGCGAAGAGGAGGAGGAGGAGGAAGCAGAUGGUGCAUCAGCUCAGACUGUCGACGCGGUUCACGAAGAAAGUGUCAACCAGGAGCAACACGAGAGCAGCCCUGUCAAAUGUGAGACUCCGGAUCUGAUCCUGGUCGAGCCGGAGACUGAAGUUAUAGUUUUGUCUGAUGAUGAUGAUGAGGAGGAAGAGCAAGAAGGGGACAGUUUGAACCCGGUGCAAGACACGUCUCAGCAGGAUAUACAAUCCAUCACAGAACACCAGCCAGUAGAAGAAGAUGAAGAAGCAGCAGCAGCUAACCCUCCUUUAAUUCAAGAGAUCACAGAUGACGUAGCAGAGGACACGGAGUCAUCUCCUCCUUCGAAGCGCAGCCGGCCUGCAGAAAAUAGCAGAAGACGGGUUACGUUCAACCCCACCGUGCAGGAGAGGGUUCUGGAGCCGGUCCCCAAGCCUCCACAGCCCGUUACGCUGAAGGAGGCCGCUGAUAUUGUGGUCCAUUAUCUGGACCCCUUUUACACUCGGGGAAAGUUUGCCACUAAGGAGCUGUUCAAGUCGUUUGCUCGCUACUUGUCCCACCUUCUGGCUGAAGGCAGGAAUCGGACAAAAGACCAAGUUAAAGGUGAAGUCAAAGUUCUGAUCAGGAAGUUUUUCAGCCGAGUUCAGCGCUGCGAGAGCGAGGCAGACUGGGAGCACCUGAAACCUCCGGCCGUCUGUAAAACCACCCAGAGCAAGGAGUGAUGGGAAAUGGA
Messenger RNA from Nematolebias whitei (Rio pearlfish), 3104 nucleotides. RefSeq names its product RecQ helicase-like 5 (gene recql5). Lineage: Eukaryota; Metazoa; Chordata; Actinopteri; Cyprinodontiformes; Rivulidae. The record is from RefSeq and is a predicted model, not a curated record. Gene Ontology annotation, biological process: double-strand break repair via homologous recombination. Gene Ontology annotation, cellular component: cytoplasm; chromosome. The coding region runs from base 43 to 3093 and encodes 1016 amino acids. The transcript is spliced from 19 exons. Gene Ontology annotation, molecular function: 3'-5' DNA helicase activity; four-way junction helicase activity; nucleic acid binding.